This is a messenger RNA of Dama dama (fallow deer), 2156 nucleotides long. RefSeq names its product zinc finger protein 683 (gene ZNF683). Gene Ontology annotation, molecular function: RNA polymerase II cis-regulatory region sequence-specific DNA binding; histone deacetylase binding; DNA-binding transcription factor activity. Gene Ontology annotation, biological process: cell fate commitment; regulation of transcription by RNA polymerase II. Gene Ontology annotation, cellular component: cytoplasm; nucleus. The transcript is spliced from 8 exons. The record is from RefSeq and is a predicted model, not a curated record. Lineage: Eukaryota; Metazoa; Chordata; Mammalia; Artiodactyla; Cervidae. The coding region runs from base 327 to 2156 and encodes 609 amino acids.
ACGGGGUUUCAGAGGACUGAGACACCCACAUAAGGCUGCCAGGCUCUGAGGGGCGCUGGGGUUACAGAGGGAAGAGGGCGAAGGGAGGAGAAGGAGGGGAGCCUCGGGGCUGUGCGACCCUCAGUGAAGUGACCAGCGGAGAAGCGAGCUGCUGACUGAGCAGACGGCUGUCACUACGCAGCUUCCUGUCAAGCCAGUCAGGACCGGGGGAAGCCCGAGCCCACUUGCUCAGACCAGCCCGGCUGAGGAAGCUGAGCCUGGGAAGUCUGGGUGGCAGGACACUGGGGCUCCCUCAGCUGCCCCCCAAAGCUGCAGGUGGCGGGGGCAUGAAGGGGGAGCCCGCUCCAGAGCUGGGUUGUUGCCACAAGACCAAGCCCCUGGGAAGCACAGGGGAUUCUCUGUCCCCCCACCUGGAUUCCCAGCUCUGCCAAGAUGGCCAGGUCUUCCCAGCCUUCAAGCCACAUCCAGACACAGUGGAUCCUCAUGGCCAGUCCUGGGCCAGCUGGCUGUGCCCAUGGCCGCUGGCACCAGCCAAAUCUGCCCUGCUGGCCUGCCCCCAGGGCCUGGACCUAUACCUGUGUGCCCUGCAGUCGACAACCCCAGCAACAGCCCCGCGGGGUCUCAGAGAGGAUGCUUUGAGCACACGGCACCUGCCACCAAGGCCGCCUGCCAGCUCCUCCAAUGGCGAGAAACUCCCAGCCAAGUGUCCUCCGAGCAGGGACAAGAUGGGAAGCCAGACAGAAAGAGCUGGCAAGGGGUCCCCCUGCCCAUCCUUCUCUCCUCCCAACAGCUCUUCCCCAAAUUCUUGGCAAAAUAAGAAGAGCCCCUUGGUUUUCUGCUCCUGCCCCACACCCCCACCCAACUCCAAAGAACUCUCCUCCCACUUCCGCCCAUUCUACCCUGCCUACCCAUUUUUCCUGCCCCCUCCUUACCUGGUCACGUGUGGGGGCCUACCUUCAGUGCAGUGUCCCCCCCUCUUCAAGCUGCCCCAAGACACCCCCUAUGCCACCAUGGCUGUGCCCAGCUUGCUGAUUAACGUCAACAAGCCUGAGCACCCCAGCACCUGGGGGGAGACCCUGCGCCCCUACCCAGGGGCCUGUCAAGACUCCGGCCAAACCCAACCCUCCCAGAGUCGGAAUCCGGGCCCUGCCGCUGCCAGGACCUACUCCACGGGACCGGAGCGGGCUGGCAGGGUGGCUGCAGGAAAGCGGGCCCCGCUGGGACCCCAGGCUGGCUCCGCAGCACUGCCUUACCCGCUGAAGAAAGAGAACGGCAGAAUCCUGUACGAAUGCAACGUGUGCAGUAAGAGCUUCGGGCAGCUCUCCAACCUCAAGGUCCAUCUGCGUGUGCACAGCGGGGAACGCCCGUUCCAGUGCGCCCUGUGCCAGAAGAGCUUCACCCAGCUUGCCCACCUGCAGAAGCACCACCUGGUGCAUACUGGGGAGCGGCCCCAUGAGUGCCCGAUGUGUCACAAGCGCUUCAGCAGCUCCAGCAACCUCAAGACCCACCUGCGCCUGCACUCGGGGGCGCGGCCUUUCCGGUGCAGUGUCUGCCCAAGUCGCUUCACCCAGCUCGUUCAUCUGAAGCUGCACCUUCGUCUGCAUGCCCCACGGCCCUGUGGUCUGGCUCACACCCACCUGCCCCUGGCAUCUCUCACCUACCUUGCCCGCUGGCACCAGGGGGCCCUAGAUCUUCUGGCAGUGCCAUCAGAGAGGCAGAUGGACUGGGACGUGGACAAGGUCAAGGUGUCCUCAGCAUCCCGGGGCAAGCCCUGGGGUGGCCAGAGCUGCCCUGACCUGGCCCAGGGCCAGGGCAGCACCAGCAAAGUCAGCCUCAAGGCCCAAGCCCAGAGCCGCUCAGAGUUGGACCUUCGGGCAGGGAGCCUUGGCUCCUGGCUUUGGAAGCGACGACACAGCUCAGGGGGGCCGGCGGAGCCUCUGGGGCGCCUCCAGAGACCUGCUGUAGGCAGCGCCUCUGACCUGGCCAACUAUGCCUCCAUGGGGCAAGACAGCCUGGCACCAGCGGUGACCUCAGGAGAGCCUGCUGGAGCCAGGGGUCCCUCAGGCCCACCGCCGGCGCCUGGAGGUUUGGAACAAGGAUCUCCGGGCCACACCUGCUGGCAACCCCCACACUCAGCCCGGGGGUUUCCUCUGUGA